Hypomesus transpacificus is the source of this 2783-nucleotide messenger RNA. Its product is annotated as immune-associated nucleotide-binding protein 2-like. The record is from RefSeq and is a predicted model, not a curated record. Lineage: Eukaryota; Metazoa; Chordata; Actinopteri; Osmeriformes; Osmeridae. Bases 916 to 2052 code for a protein of 378 amino acids. The transcript is spliced from 4 exons. Gene Ontology annotation, molecular function: GTP binding.
CUGUCUCUGUUUAUCUGUCUCCCUCUCGCUCUUUGAUUGUUGCUCUUAUCUCUCUGUCUCCCGGUCUAACCCAGUUGUCUACUGUCUAAGUGAUAAAUACAGUAAUAGAACAGAUUAAUGUCAAAGUUGUUUCAUCUUCCACGAUAAAGAGAUCUACAUUAGUGAGAUUGUGUCAGUCAGUGUGUUGCCUUGUUACGUUUCAAAAGCAUCACAGGUACUUCCUCCGCUGGUCUUACCCUCAGGAAACUAGUAAUGGUGGGUGAUGUCACAACUUUCCCUGUACAACAGAUGCAUCUGUACAAUGGAAAACUAGAGGUUGCAUAACAUCGGAUGACCAACACAUUUAGUCAUUUAGCAGACGCUCUAAUCCAGAACACCCUAUAAAAGCAAUGGAGGUCAGGUCAGAUGGAAGGGAUGCCUUCGUAAAGGUUGUUUAAGGACUUGAACUGGAUUUAGUAUAAUAGUUGAGUCCCAUAAGAACUUCACCAGAUCUAGUAUAAUUGCAUUGCAUAUUGUAUUAUGAUUACAGUGCAUGUAAAACUGCCAGUAUAGUGGGGUGUGGAAAGAGGAGAAAGGAGUUGCAGAACAUUUAAUUGCUUCAUAGAGGCAUCGACAGGAAGUGUGCUCAAACUGUGGGCAUGUGGUGAGCUUGAUGAGAUGAUUAGGCUCAAAACUCUAACCUCUUGCUGGUAUAACUGAGAGUCAUCUAGAUCUGAGAGGUGCAGUUAACUUUGAUCAUUUGAGUAGGUGCAGAUCUGCAAAAGCAUUCCUGUCAACAUUAAUAGAGAUGUCAGUUACUUUUAAUAAUGUGGUAAACAUUUUUCUUUUAACAAGAUUUGCUUUAUUAUUCAUACUAUUUUCGAAAAGGUGAAGACAUUGAUUUUCAUAAUAUCGAGACACAAACUUGCACAGAAAAUGGGGAGCUGUGCAUGUAAACAAAGUUCAUCCAGCAACGAUCCUACAGAAUUGAAUAUUGUGCUCAUAGGAAGUCAUUCUGCAGGAAAGAAUACUGUUGGAAACAUAAUCCUUGGAAGAAAGACUUUUCCUUCUCGGCAAUCCAAUCAUAGAACUUGUGUUAAAAAAGUGCGUCAUGUAAAUAACUGUCUGAUUACUAUUGUCCGUACACCUGGAUGGUACAGCCUUGAAAAUAUUGAAAAGAAGACAAAAGAUCAGAUUAAAGAAUCGUUGUUUGAAAAUGGAACGGAUGCUUUUCUUCUGGUCGUAGACUUGAAGUCAAAGCCAUUUGACGGAAGUGAGCAGAAAAUGCUGGAAAGUUUGCUGACGGCCAGAGUCUGGAAUCAUACCGUGGUGGUGUUCACUAAUGAGGAGGCUGUGGAUAAGACAGGCCGUACAAUUAAGGAAUAUGUAGAUUAUUUUAAUGAGCUGAUUCAGAAAUGUGGAGGGAGGUAUGUUGUUCUCAAGAGUGGAGAUGAGUCCUCUGAUUACGAUCAGGGCAAAAUGGUAACAGAUGUUGUAAAGAGCAUGAAGAAAAAAAACCACAAUCAAAGGUAUCUGAAGGAAACUCUCCCCAAAGUACAGAUAAAAACACCUGCAGAUGAGGAAGACAAUACAGAGGAAACAGAGGUUACAAGGGACAAACAGGGGGAAACGUUGAAGAGAAAAAUACCUGGGAAAAAACAAACAAAAGGAACUGACACACCAAAUGGAACACAGCAGUUCAUUGAAAUGAACUCAGUUUCUGAAUUAACCCAAAGCCCAGUUACCCAGGAUAAGUGCAUGAAAAAACCAAGGGGCCAUGACAUUGAUGAGAAUGAGUGGACCACUAGUCUUUGUCAAAUCCUAGAUGAACUCCUUGAAGACGAUAUCAAAAAAUUCAAGUUACAUUUACAAACUGGACAUAAGGACAAGAAAAGGGUUCCAGCUGGAGCACUUGAAAAAGCUGACAAGGUGACGCUGGUGCAGCUAUUACUAAAAUACUUUGGAGCAAACGACUCUGUCACAAAGACGAGAGACGCCCUGAAGUUCUUACCCCGCAACGACCUGAAGAAGUCGAUCAUGCCCUUUCUGAGCAAACUCGGAGAAACAUGGUGAUGGACUGAAGUAAUGAAAGUCAUUCUAAUGAACCAUUCUCAGGACUGUAUGAUGGACUGCAUUAUCUUCAUAAAUACCAACUUAGAUUCAAUAUGGUAUUUUAUGACAAACGAUUACAUUUAAAGAAUGUUAUUGAGCAAUCAUUACAAACUUUUUUUGUGUUGCUGUUUUUUCAUGUGUUCAUUCUACUUCUUGUUACUGCUUGCACAGUGGCCAUGAACACAAUUGAUACUUUUUUUCACGUCAGAAAAGUUGAAGAUGUAACCUUUUAUUGUGUAUUAAAUGAUACUGUGUUUAGCCUUGUGUUUAGAGAGGCCACCCCCAAAUGAACUGUUGGCAAGAUUCAGACUUAGGUAAACAUACAAGACCCUUAUCUUGGGGCUGAAGACUAAGAAGAGUUGGGGGUUAGUAGGAGAUACAGUUUGACAGAGCUAGAAGGGAGACUGAGGUCUGGUGACCAUUAGCUGGUCACCUAGUGGGAGUAGGGUUGAUGUUGUAAAUGUCCACUGCAAGGAAUGCACACUUGAGCGCAAAGUCUUUGCAAGGGAGCCAAUGAAAGGAGAGCCAUGUGACCGUUGCAUGCCUGUGUAUGACCCAAUGAUUGUGGAGAGCGGUUUUGUUUAAAUGGUUAGCUAGCACAACAUGCUAGCAGACAACUUUGUGACCACCAUGGCGUUUGGUCUUUGACUCAGUGUGGGUCGGGGGCCAGCAAUAAAGCUUUUUUAACUUCU